AAGAGACUCAGCAAAAGUAAAGCAGGAUAGCAGCUUCCUCAUUUACAAUUCUAUAACGUGCUUGAAAUUUAAAGAGCAACAUUUGCUAGUGUGGGACUCCUGCAAACUAUGAAGGAGCUUAAAGCAGCAGCACCAGCCAAACAAGACAUUUUAAGAGACUAUGUUGCAUACUAUGGCACGAAGUGGUCGGAAGGAAAACUUCUGAUCUGCAACGAGACAACGAUAAAAGCAAAAGCUAAACACUUCCUGGAGUCUGGUGCCUGUCCUGCUGAGAGAUUUAGCAGGUUUAGCUUCUACAGCAUUGCAGAGAAUUGUUUAAAGAUGAAAAAGCAACAAGGAGGCAAUGUUUUCAAAAACCUCAUCCAAGCUUUCGAGUUCCUGGAGCUGCUCUGCAUCAACCUGUUCCUCUCUCCUUGGAGAAAAGAAAUAAAGUCGCUGAAGACGUUUACAGGUAAUUUUGUCUACUGUGUUCAAUCAGUGCUCCCAGAAAACAUAGUAAAAACAAUACUGGAGAAAAUAGGUUACAUUGCAACAACAGCAACAGAGUAUUCACUUGUCAGAAAGAUAAAUGAGGAGGAAACAAAAGAGACUGCAUUUGAAAUAUUUCUUGCAAGAAUCGAGUGUGAAACCAUCCUUGAAAUGAUAAACGAAGUACAACACAGUGAUUUGGGGGAUAUCCUACAGAAGAGAGCACAAAAGCAUUGGUAUCAUGAAGAGAACAAGGACAGAGAGAGUCAACCCUUCCAGAGAGAGGACCCUGAAAAUCUGGAAAACAAAGAAAAUAAUGAGAUUUCUUCAUGCCUUGGUGCUCAACAGAAGUCCUCAACAAAGAGUGAGAAAUCCUUUGAAACUGCUGGAAAUAGUAAGAUCAAAGAUGAAUCCCAUUUUAAACCUCCUGCUGAUGUGCCUCAGUUAGCAUCUACUCAAUCCACUAGCAGGCUUCAAGUACACCAGAGGCAAGUGAGCGAGUCAGCACACUCUCAUGGCAAAUGCUCAGAUAGCGAAGACUUCUUGAACAAAUACAGUGACAUCGUCAUAGGACAAAAGCCUAUCUUCAGUGAGACUUCUUCUCAGAAAGUGUUUGAAGAGAAGCUAAGAGGCGAUCAGAGUGAAGAAUGUGUUUUGGUGAUCUCAACACCGUUGACAGCAAACGAAGCUGGCCCCAAACAACUCUCACCAGGUGCAAGUGGCCCACAAGCCUUUGCAAUAUUUACUGACGCUAUUCCUGAAAGCAGAAAUGCCCUUGAUAAAUACAGAGCCCAAGAGGUCCCUGAAGAAACCAUCGAAGCAAAAAUCAGUGAUGCCAUGAAUUGCAUAGGCACCUCCACAAAUCCUGCAGAUCAACCCCAGGAGUUGAAGCCCCUGUCUCAUGGCAAUACAGGUGUUACAGAAUGUAAUUUAACCAGAGAAGACAAAGUUUGUGAAAUGUCUUUAUCUUUUAGCAAACUAAAAAUCCAGGAAGCCAGUGAUGAAGAGCUUAUGUAUCCAGUAGAGGAAACUGCACAACCUGAGUGUAUAACGAAUGUAAAUACAAGUGAUAAAGACAUCAGAGAAUGGAAUCACUCCAAGAUGAAAUAUAUAUAUCCAGCUAGGAUUCAGACAACAAAUAAAGCACCUUUCAGUGUUGGUCAGUCUUCCUCAAACCUACUUGGUAAUGCCACUGGGGGCCCCGAGUGUCCUACCACUGGCUCGGAUAACAAGAGACUAUUAACGGAUACGCCUGGUACACAUGCAACUUCAGAGGGUUUCAGACACAUCAGAGAGCCACCUAAUCUCACUUACAUCCCUCCCAGAAGUAUUUAUGUUCCACCUUCAGGCCCUAGCGCCACCACUGUGAAUUGUAGGAAGAGUCACUUACAGCCUGAAGGAGGCUCGCUUGAGUCCUCUUCAUCUACAGAAGUGAAUGAAACUAACCAAGAGGACUAUGUAAUUAUCAGCAAGGAUGGUGAAUAAGGAAUGCCAGGCCCAUAUGAUUCUGAAAAUGCCCUUCACCGUUGGUCUACAACAUACAUGUAUUUCCAGGCUGGUCUUGGUCCACUCUUGAGCAAAGAUUCGUCAUACCAAAGCACGUGCUGCUUUUGGGUAGUGAAGAAAGGGUCCAUUAGUCUGCUCUAACUAUUUGUCUUCAGUGAUCACACUGAUACUCAGGUGCUCAGACCUGAAUGGUCACCUGUCUUUAGUUUGUGUGUAUUAAAAAUGAGGAUAAAUUCACAAAUGUAUUUGAUAUGAUGUAUAAGUUAGACACCAGGGCCUGCUGUAUUUGGCUUCUGACAGGUUUUUCAAAUACAUAUACUGCCACUUUUUCUCUCUCUCUAACAAGUUAUUCUUGCAGCAAGGCAGCAAAUUUACCUCAAAGAAUGAAAUAAAGUCUAAAACGUUGUGCAAUGGGAAAAAUAGAUAAAUGAUUCCAAAUGAAGGUUCACUGUUUAUAGCCUCUCCCAUGCCUCAUUAAAGUUAAAUUUGAAGCUCAUCUCCAGUUGCUCAUAACAUUUCAGUGAAGUUAACUUUUGAGCUAGUAUUCUUUUUGCUUGUUCUCAGUCCUAAGAUUGAUUUAGAAAGUUUGGUAAAAUUCUGUUUGGACGUUCGGAAAA
Terrapene triunguis (Three-toed box turtle) is the source of this 2591-nucleotide messenger RNA. RefSeq lists its product as uncharacterized. Gene Ontology annotation, cellular component: cytoplasm. Bases 109 to 1953 code for a protein of 614 amino acids. The record is from RefSeq and is a predicted model, not a curated record. The transcript has 2 exons. NCBI's taxonomy places the organism in Eukaryota, Metazoa, Chordata, Testudines, Emydidae.